Molecule: messenger RNA, 1728 nt
Organism: Dromaius novaehollandiae (emu)
Lineage: Eukaryota; Metazoa; Chordata; Aves; Casuariiformes; Dromaiidae
Gene: FSTL3
Product: follistatin like 3
Exons: 5
Coding region: 113-856 (247 amino acids)
Biological process (GO): cell differentiation; multicellular organism development
Molecular function (GO): protein binding
Source: RefSeq, a predicted model, not a curated record
UCACGCCGCCCCGCCGCUUUAUAGCGCCGCGGCCCCGCCGCCGCCGCGCAGCAACAGGUCGCCGCGGCGCAGGGCCGGAGCGCGGGCCCGUCCCGGUCCGUCCCGUCCGGCCAUGCCGCUGCGGCUGGCGCUCUGCCUGCUCGCCCUCUGCACCCCCGCCGCCGCCGCGCACGGUGGGAUCUGCUGGCUGCAGCAGGGCAAGGAGGCCAAAUGCACCAUGAUCCUGAAGACGGGCGUCACGUGGGAGGACUGCUGCGCCAACGGCAACGUGGACGUGGCCUGGUCUAACUACACCUACCCGGGCAACAAGAUCAGCCUGCUGGGCUUCCUGGGGCUGGUGACCUGCCACCCCUGCAAAGAGAGCUGCGAGGGGGUGGUGUGCGGCCCCGACAAGGUGUGCAAGAUGAAGCAGGGGCGCCCGCAGUGCGCCUGCGCCCCGGACUGCUCCAGCCUGCCCCACAAGCUGCAGGUGUGCGGCUCGGACGGCUACACCUACCGCGACGAGUGCGACCUGCUGACGGCCAAGUGCAGAGACCACCCCGACCUCGAGGUCAUGUACCAGGGCAAAUGCAAAAAGUCCUGCUCCAGCGUGGUGUGCCCCGGCACCCACACCUGCGUGGUGGACCAGACGGGCAGCGCGCACUGCGUGACGUGCCGGACGGCGCCCUGCCCCGAGCCCGCCGGCCUCGACCGUGCCCUCUGCGGCAACAACAACGUCACCUACCCCUCCGCCUGCCACCUGCGGCGGGCCACGUGCCACCUGGGCCGCUCCAUCGGGGUCCGGCACUACGGGAGCUGCUCCGCCGCGGCCAAGUUCUCCGUGGAGACAGACAGCGCCAAGGAGAACUACGUGUGAUCCCCCCUUCGCCGAGAGGCCGGACCAGGAGACGAGGGCAUUAUGUGUAUACUGUACAAACCAUAUACCUGAUAUUUAUUAAGAUAAAAAGAUCCUUAUUUAUAGCUGUGUAUGUUAUGCAGCCGCAGGGGCCCGACUCCGAGCUCCGCCAGCCGGGGAGGAAGGGCGGAGGCUCCCGGGGCUGCUGCCGGGCCGGUGCCGGUGCCGGGGGCCCUUCCCGCGGCCGGGGGGGCGUCCGUGGCGCCGGGCCCCGCGGCACCACGUGUCCUUGGCCGGCAGCCCCGGGCCUAUUUAUUCUUGGAUGCGAUUCUCGGUGCUGCGCUGACGUUCCUGGCCGGGACCUUGAUGUCUGGGGGGAAUCGACGCUUUAUCUUUCACCGGAGGGAUUCAGCCGCAGCUGCCAGCAGCAGGGAACGCAGCGCAGGGCUGCAUCAGAGCUGAGAUAGAUAUAUUUUUAUAUAUAUAUAUACGUAUAUAUAUGUACGUUAUUUUUUCCUAACGUUUUAACGUAUGUAUGUUGAAGCCAGGUUUAGUUUAGGUUUUCCAGGCACAUCCAGAGCCUCGCGCCCCCGUGGGAGCCGAUGCCCCGGGGAGGGAGCGGGGCGGCGAGGGGCCGUGCCGGUGGGGCGGGCGUCCCGUGGUCCAGGCCCCGGGGCCGGCGGCUCGGAGCUGCCCGGGGCACUGGUCCCACGUGUCCCUUCCCGCAGCCCCGGCUCUGUCCACACCCGCUGUAUUUAUUUUUACUCCUCUCUCAUUUUGUGUGUGUUUUGUGACCUGUGUAAAUACUGUCUUGUCUCUGACACCGAGGAACUAUUGCCUUUAUACAAAUACCAUAUAUAUAUAAUAUAUAUAUAUAAAUACCCUAUUUUCUA